AUGGCGCCUGGGCUUGCCAGCUCGGCCGCGCUGGGGGUUUUGGCCGUCGUUCUUGGUUCCUCAUUCCUCGUCGCACUCUCGGAGGAUGAACCACUGGAGAACCUGCGGUUCGUGCGCCACGCACAGGACGCGCCCCUGGUGUCGCAGUACAACUACAUCGUCAUCGGCGGCGGCACGGCGGGGUGCCCGCUGGCGGCGACGCUGUCGGAGCACUCGCGCGUGCUGCUCCUGGAGCGUGGGGGCCUGCCCUACCGCAACAUGUCCAACCAGCAGCACUUCACGGACGCGCUGGCGGACACGUCCCCGGCGUCGCCCGCGCAGCGGUUCGUCUCCGAGGACGGCGUGGUGAACGCGCGGGCGCGGGUGCUGGGCGGCGGGAGCUGCCUCAACGCCGGGUUCUACACCCGGGCCAGCAACGACUACGUGCGCGCCGCCGGGUGGGACACCCGCCUCGUCAACUCGUCCUACCGCUGGGUGGAGCGCGCGCUCGUGUUCCGCCCCGACGUGCCCCCGUGGCAGGCCGCGCUCCGCGACGCGCUGCUCGAGGCCGGCGUCACGCCCGACAACGGGUUCACCUUCGACCACGUCCCGGGCACCAAGAUCGGGGGCACCAUCUUCGACAACAGCGGCCAGCGGCACACCGCCGCCGACUUCCUCCGCCACGCGCGACCCAGGGGGCUCACCGUGUUCCUCUACGCUACCGUCUCGAGGAUCCUCUUCAGGCAACAAGAGGGUGUGCCGUACCCGGUGGCGUACGGCGUGGUGUUCACGGACCCGCUCGGGGUGCAGCACCGGGUGUACCUCCGCGACGGCGCCAAGAACGAGGUGAUCCUGUCCGCGGGGACGCUGGGGAGCCCGCAGCUGCUGAUGCUGAGCGGCGUCGGCCCGCAGGCGCACCUGGAGGCGCACGGCAUCCAGGUGCUGGUCGACCAGCCCAUGGUCGGGCAGGGCGUGGCCGACAACCCCAUGAACUCGGUGUUCAUCCCGUCGCCGGUGCCCGUCACGCUCUCGCUCGUGCAGGUCGUCGGGAUCACCCGCUCCGGCAGCUUCAUCGAGGGCGUCAGCGGCUCCGAGUUCGGCAUCCCCGUCUCUGAGGGCGCCCGCCGCUUAGCUCGCAACUUCGGCCUCUCUCUCCUCAGGUGCUUCCAUAUAUACUGA
Molecule: messenger RNA, 1158 nt
Organism: Miscanthus lutarioriparius
Lineage: Eukaryota; Viridiplantae; Streptophyta; Magnoliopsida; Poales; Poaceae
Source: the annotation of a GenBank genome assembly